AUGAACGGCGACCCGAGGAGUGUCCAGGCCCCCUGCCACUGUGGGUGACUCCUGCCUUCUGUGGCUCACACUCCCUCUGUCACUCAGGUCACGCCAGCCAAGAAGGUGACCUUCCUCAAGCAAGGGGACCCCCAGUUUGCUGGGGUGCACCUGGCUGUCCACCGGUGGGCCUUUAGCUCCCUCGUGGAUGAGCUCUCCCAGCGCGUGCCUCUGAUCUUCGGGGUGCUCACCACACCCUCGGGCCUGCACUACCUCAGUGCACUGGAACAGCUGCAGGGCGGUGGCUGCUACCUCUGCUCUGACAGGAGGACCCCCAAGACUCAGGGCCCAGGGAUGCCACAGGCAAGAAGCCCCUCUGCUGUGCACACUGGGAGAGGGGAAGGCAGGCCGGAGCUGCCCAGAGCACCCUCUUCCUGGAGGGGUCCUGCACCCCUGAGGAGGAUAACACUAGUUAAGAACGAGGCCGCCAGGUGCCAGCAGACACUGCUGCUCAGCCACAGAGACACCAGCAGCCUGACAGCCUUCCUCAGCCGAGCCUCGGACCUUCUGUGCUUUCCCGUGAAGCAGGUGUACACUGUUGGUGGAAGGAAGGUGGACCCUCUGCAGGCACUGCUGCGCAGCUCCUGCGUGCUGGUGUGCGCUGGGAGCGAGGCCUUCAGACCCCUGGCAGUGGAGAGAGCCCAGAAAAGCGGGACUGAAGCUUUAUCUGCCCUGACUUCAAGCACCAAGCACGGUUCCUGGGGGCCCAAGGCCAGGCUGAGCGUGAUCCACUCCAGGUCCAGGUUGGGGAGCAGGCCACCGCAGUCCUUGCCGUCUGCCUGGCCUGGGCUCAGCAAGCGCACUGCAUCCCUGCCUGGUGCCUGGCUGGGGCCUCCACCUCCCGGCCCCUUGCUGACCGCUGACGACGUGGAGAAGAAGGUCUGCGUGAACAGGGACGGCAGCCUGUCUGCGGAGAUGAGAGUCCGCCUCCGCCUCCUGGGCGAGGACACUGCGCUCUGGUUCCAGAGGGUGGGGGGUGAGAGGCCGGCGCAUUGGACGAGGUCAGGCUGGGCCCAGGGCAGGAAGAGACCUGGCAAGGAUUGCCACAGCCUGGCCUCCAGUGCCGAGCGCUUCAAGGGCUCUGAUCCAGACUCCUAGCCCAAGACCCCAGAGGGCAGUGACAGCUCAUGUCGCGCCUCUGAGGCUGCUUCCCUGAGCAGGGCCAAGCAGGAAGCUGGGAAGGCCCAGUAUCCAGAGGGAGUGCAGAGGCCCGGCCGUCAGGGACCCAGGGCCCGAGGUGUGGCAGGGGUCCUUUCUGACUCUUCGGCCAGGACCAAGUCUCGUGAGCAGUCUGCAGAGUGGGGAGGCCAGCCGUGGGGCUGCCUGGGGCCUCCCAGGAGGAGGACACCUAUGAUUCCCCUGGAGCCCCAGCAGCACCGAGCCCUCCCAGCAGAGGAAACCCCUGCCCAAGGAGCCCAGUGCCACGACCUCCUGAAUCACCCAGCACGAGCAGACCAGCCUUGGGGAGCCCGAGCCCACCCUACCCCGGCUCCCCUGACCCAUGGGGCCCUGAAGCAGCCAGCGGGUCUGCCAUCACCCCUGGCUGAUGAUGAAGGCCCAGGAGCCAGUGAGCCAGGGAAAGAAAUACUCAAGCUGGGGCCUAAACCAGGGGGCCUGGGAAGGGCAGUCAGGGGAGCCGGAAGGAACCCCAGCCCCAGUGCUGGGGAAGACAGCAGCAUGGGGCCCAGCACUCUGCCCCACACCUCUCCGGAUGCGGUGGUCCAAGAAUGGUUUGACGACAUCCCAGAGGAGCCGGUGCUGCUGAGAUACGCGAUGGUGGACCCAUCCAUGCCCGCGGCCCAUGACAGCCUGGGAGGCGCCAAGCAGGACACCGGUCCCAGAUAGCAGCUCCCAGAAGGGGACCCUGGUGAGCACCCAGAGCUGGACCAAGCCCUCCCAGGAUCCGCUGACGUGGACCCCGAGUCGGGAGAUGGUCCCCAUCAAGGCACAGGUCUGGGUGAAGGGCCUGAGACUGCAGCAGAGGCCGGAGCAGGAGCGACACUGUGUGUUCUUCCCAGAAGGCUCUCGGUCUCCACACAGAUCAUGAAGACGCUCAUGGGCUCCAAGCAGGGCCGGCCCAGGAACCUGCCCAGAGUGUCGGGCCCAGUGGCCCAGCGGCUCAGCAGGUCGACUGAGGCACUCAUCACCUGCCUUGCCCGGCUGUGCUUCUUCGAGGGUAAUCUCAGCUCUGCAGCAGACAGAGGGAAGUCUGAAGACUCCCCGCAGUACCAGGAGCUGUUGGGCCUCGCCCAGGGCUUGUGGACUGCGUGUGAUCCCGGGCAAGGCACACUGGACUCGUGCCAGGCCCUGCCAACCACCAGGGACCUCACGUCCAUCUCCUCCUCCAACGUGGCCCUCAGCAGCGGCUCUGGGGGCUCGGGGGAUGGCAGUGGGCCCUGUGCCGAGGAUGCCACCCUGGUCCCCGAGCAGAUGGAGUGGCCCCUGCCGGUCUGCUCCCAGAGGUCCAAUUCCAGAAGCUCGAGGCACCCAGAGCACAGGGCAAACACCCAGCAGAGCUGUUCCAUGGCCUUGACAGGGUCCUCUGGGCAGGAGGAAGCCGGGAGCAGCAGCCAGGAGCAGACACUGGGCCAUGGUCUGGAGCGACUAGAGGAUAACCGGAGCCGUUCACUGAAAACUCUACUCGGGGAGAGGGGGCAGGCAGAGGAAACAGCAGAAAGAGAAGGACCCCAGGCUGAAGGUGUCCCAGAGGAGGGGCCAGAAAAGGCCAGAGGCAGCGGGCAGGAGGAAGGCAUGCGGAGGGACACUGCCUCUGCAGCGCUGGGCCUGCCAGGAAGAAGAGAGAGACCGGCGGAGCCUGCUGGUCAUCUCAGCACAGGAGACUUGCAGGCCAUUGAGAGUCACAGCCCCCAGCCAGGGCCUGGUCUGGGGGCACCGCCCAGGGCAGCUGUGCUGGGUCGGGAACAAGCCUGGGCCCAUUCCACCCCAGAAACCGGGGCUCGUGCCACGUCUCUGGACCUGGACCCCCUCUGGGUGUCCAGGCUGCUGAAGAAGACAGAGGAAGCCUUCAUGGCCCACCUGGCAGAUGCCAUGGCUGAGCUCCUAGCCCGCCGGAGACUGCAGGACGACCAUCUGCUGGACCAGAUGGUGGCAGAGCUGCAGCAGGAUGUGGGCCAGCGGCUCCGAGACUGCAACGACAGGGAGCUCCGGAAGAUCCAGAGCCGGGCUGGGAGGAUGGUCCUCCGGGGGCAGGAGUCCCUGCAGACGUAGCAGCACCGGCGCCGCCUCUCAGCCUUCCCGAAGUCCAGGCCCAACCUCAGCGUGGCCCUGGGAACCGGGUUAGGUGGGGGUGCAGAAGGGAGCUGGUUCUGUCCCUGUGAGACCUGUGUGAGGAAGGUGACUCUGAGGUCCCAGAAAGACACUGUAAUGCCUGCCAGUGCGCCCAUCAAAGAAGCCUUUGACCUACAGCAAAUUCUGCAGCAGAAGAGAGGAGAGGCAGCAGGGGGAGCCCCCGAGAGAACGCAGCCUCAGGAGGACCCCACUCCUCAGAGAGCCGACGGUGGGCAGGAGCUAGGCUUGGGCCUGGGCCAGGGGAGCCAGAGGCAAAGCAGUGACCCCGAAGUCAGGGAGGCAGAGGGAGCAGGUGACCUGGAGAGGAAGGAAGAAGCCAUGGUGUGGGAGAGAGGAGGGAGAGCCCAUGCCAGCAUCCACCACACCUGGGAGGAGGCCCAGUGCCCAGAGAAAGGUGAAGCUGAGCAGGAAGGAGCCACUGUGAUGGCUCCAGGGAUGGGGACACUCCAGAGGCCACAGGAUGACUGGGUGAUGGCGCUGAAGUCACAGGACAGCCACAGUCUGAAGGAGGACAUAACGGUGAGAAAGAAGGAGGCGCUGGAGCUAGCGUAGGACAGGGCCGGAGAGGGGAGGCUUCUGGAAACAGCAGCCUAGACCAGGAGGGGAGGCCUAUGACACCCCUGGACCUGGCUGAGGAUACCCCCACCAAAGGCUGGGCCCCAGACG
This is a messenger RNA of Fukomys damarensis (Damara mole-rat), 4014 nucleotides long. RefSeq names its product RP1 like 1 (gene Rp1l1). The record is from RefSeq and is a predicted model, not a curated record. NCBI's taxonomy places the organism in Eukaryota, Metazoa, Chordata, Mammalia, Rodentia, Bathyergidae. Gene Ontology annotation, biological process: axoneme assembly; photoreceptor cell development; retina development in camera-type eye. Gene Ontology annotation, cellular component: axoneme.